Gastrolobium bilobum is the source of this 762-nucleotide messenger RNA. Its product is annotated as histone H2A-like. Gene Ontology annotation, molecular function: protein heterodimerization activity; structural constituent of chromatin; DNA binding. The coding region runs from base 80 to 562 and encodes 160 amino acids. The transcript has 2 exons. Gene Ontology annotation, cellular component: nucleosome. Lineage: Eukaryota; Viridiplantae; Streptophyta; Magnoliopsida; Fabales; Fabaceae. The record is from RefSeq and is a predicted model, not a curated record.
ACAUCCCAACACUUCUCAUUCCAUUCCAUUCUAUUCCAUUUCAUUUCUCUCGAGUCCCAAAAUAUCCGGUAGGGUUCCGAUGGAAGCAAGUGCCGGAAAGGUGAAGAAAGGUGCCGGAGGAAGGAGAGGAGGUGGGCCCAAGAAGAAGCCCGUGUCAAGGUCCGUGAAGGCUGGUCUUCAGUUCCCAGUUGGAAGGAUCGGUCGGUAUUUGAAGAAGGGAAGAUACUCUCGGCGCGUGGGAACUGGUGCUCCUGUUUACCUCGCUGCUGUCAUGGAGUACCUCGCUGCUGAGGUAAUUUCACUUACUAGAUCUUUGAUUCGUGUGUUGGAGUUGGCAGGGAAUGCUGCUCGAGAUAAUAAGAAAAAUAGGAUUAUACCUAGGCAUGUUCUGUUAGCGGUGAGGAACGAUGAGGAGCUUGGAAAAUUGCUUGCUGGUGUCACCAUUGCUCAUGGUGGUGUUCUUCCUAAUAUCAACCCUGUACUAUUGCCUAAGAAGAAUGAAAGGGCUGCUAAAGAGCCUAAGUCUCCCUCCAAGGCUACCAAGUCUCCCAAGAAAGCUUGAUAGUAGCUUUUGAUUGUUAUUUUGUAAAUGUUCUGUUAGGCCUUUUUUGUAACGUAUAAGUUAAUGCUUUUGAAAGAAUGUGAUGAUCGCAUCACAUCAUAUCUCUGUUUAGGAUUUUUCAAUGAAUGGCUAAGACGGCUCGUUUUAGGAUUUGGCACUCAGUUCUCCUCCUUGUGUGUUCGUGUGUUAAAAGAUUUUUA